GGCGACACGGUCCUCACUGCAUUGACCUGGCGCACCUUGCCCGGAGCGGUACAGCGUUUCACCCUCUUAACUGUCCUUUCCGAUUGCACGUUGAACGCCCAUUGACCAGUUGUAGUCUUUAUUACUAUUAUCCUACGGUUCAACAUGAUGUUUCCAGCGUCCUGAUUUCCUCUCCCGGUUCUUACUCAGAUGAGCAAAAGGGGACCCGACUGAAGGAACAUCCGCCAGAGCAUGAGGGCAAGCGCACCUUAAAAAGAUAUCUCCCAGGUAGGGAGACAGGCUGGCUGUUCUCGCAGAAAAUGAGGUUAUCGGGGCCGUCGUAUCCCAAGGCGACGGCCAGUAUGGCGUCUUUCCAAAUGACAGGCUUCCCCCGUAGGAGCCGGGUGCUUUUGUUUGCCCUAAUCCUCUUCUGUGUCCUCGUCCUGUUGCCGAAGCCGGGCCUCCAUGUCGGCAGAGCACUGCUCUUCUUCAUGUUCUCGCCCGAUUCUGCUGGCUCAGACUGGCACAAGGGAUUGAACCUGGACAUUCUAAAAUAUGUCGACCCCUUGAUCGGGACGACUGAUGGAGGACACGUCUUUCCAGGGGCAACGCUGCCCUAUGGUAUUGCCAAGGCGGUUGCCGACACCCUGAGCCCGGCUGAGAAUGCUGCUGGCUUCGUGUCGGACGACGCACCGAUCCUGGGGUUCUCACACAUGCAUGACUCCGGCACUGGGGGCAACCCGUCUCUUGGUAAUUUCCCGAUAUUCUUCCACCCCGGAUGUCCCGAGGACGACUUUGUUCAGUGCAGGUAUGCCCUCCGGGAGAGGAUGACGGACCGCGUCAACGGUUCUGCAUACGCCACGCCGGGAUACUUCAGGAUCAACUUGACCAACUCUGUCCAAGCCGAGAUGACAGCGACUGAGCGCACUGCCCUCUACCGUUUCACAUUCCCGGGGACGCCAACUGUUGAAGUAGAAGAUGUCGACGUGCCGUACAGUCCGCUAGUGGUGGUCGACCUUGCAGACCUUGCGAACAGCCGAAGUGGCGGUGCUAUUCAAAUAUUCCCCGACCUUGUGAGAGUUGCCGGAAACGGGACCUACGGUCCGUCAUUUGGCUUGGGCAGCUACAACGCCUUCUUCUGUGCCGAUUUCAGGGGUGCCUCGCUCCGGAAGUCGGGAACGUUCCUCUCGAACACGGCAACUGAAGAGCCAAAGUGGCUCGGCUCCGGUGUCUACAUCCCACCCGGCUCGGCGGGCGCCUGGCUGCAGUUCGAGAAGCCCGAGAGCGACUCGAUUCUCGCCCGGGUCGGCCUCUCGUUCAUAUCCGUCGACCAGGCAUGCGCCAACGCGGAGAACGAGAUAGCGGAUUUCGGAUUCGAGAGCGUCCACAAGGCUGCACAGCGGCAGUGGGCGGAGAAGCUGUCGGUGAUCAAGGUCGAUGCGGCGGGGGUCAGUGACGAGUUGCAGACAACGUUCUGGUCUGGGCUCUACCGAUCCCUGCUCUCGCCCCAGAACUAUACGGGAGAGAACCAGUUGUGGAACUCCUCAGAGCCGUAUUACGACUCGUUCUACUGUAUCUGGGACUCGUUCCGCGCACAGCACCCACUGCUGACGAUUAUCGACCCUGUAGCGCAGACGGAGAUGAUUCGCGCUUUAAUAGACACGUACAGGAAUAUUGGAAAGUUACCGGAUUGUAGGAUGAGUUUUUGCAAGGGAUUCUCUCAGGGAGGGUCCAAUGCAGACAUCGUCAUCGCCGACGCUUACAUCAAGAACCUCACCGAAGGCAUCGAUUGGGAGACGGCUUAUGAGGCAGUCCUGUCCGACGCCGAAGUGGAACCACGCAACUGGGGUUUAGAAGGGAGGGGUAACCUGGUGAGCUGGCACAACCUCGGAUACAUACCUUGGGACGACAAAGACACCAACGGUACCGGUCCAUCUAGCCGCACCAUCUCGCGCUCGGUCGAGUAUGCCUACGACGACUUCUGCAUCUCCCUCAUGGCGGCCGGGAUGGGCCACCAGGGCGACGCGGAGAAAUACCACAAGCGCAGCGCCAACUGGAAGAACCUCUGGAACCCAGAGCAGCGCGACCUGUACCGAGACUCGGAUAACGACGUGGUCCAGACCGUGUUCAAGGGCUUCAUGAUGCCCCGGAUGCUGAACGGGACGUGGCGGUACCAGAACACGCGCACGUGCAGCCCCGUGCACGAGAUGCACCGCUGCUACUUCGACACGGGCCUGGACACGUACGAGGGCAGCCCCUGGCUGUACAGCUUCUUCGUGCCGCAGGACAUGGGCGGGCUGGUGGAGGCCAUGGGCGGGAGGGAGCGCUUCGUCGAGAGGCUGACGUACUUCCACACGUCGGGCAUCGCGUACAUGGGCAACGAGCCGACCUUCCUGCCUGUCUUCCAGUUCCACUACGCCGGCCGGCCGGGGCUCAGCAGCUACUGGGCGCACCGCUACAUCCCCAGCCUGUUCAACGCCAGCAUCAACGGCAUCCCCGGCAACGACGACUGCGCCAUGGGUGCCUUCAGCGCCCUCGCCUUCAUGGGCUUCUUCCCCGUCGCCGGCCAGGACGUCUACCUCCUCACGCCCCCGUUCUUCCGCGAGGUGGCCAUCAGGACCAAGCUGGGCAGCCGGGCAGUCAUCCGGGUGCUGAACUUCGACCCCACGUACGCGGCGAAAUACAUACAGAGCGCGAGGCUGAACGGGAAGCCGUACACGAGGAACUGGAUCACGCACGAUUUCUUCCUCACCGGUGGCGUCCUAGAGUUCACCGUCGGCAGCGUCGAGGGAGCCUGGGGGUCGCGAGACGAGGACCUGCCCCCGAGUUAUCCGGUGCUAGGUAUGGGGGGUUGAUUCAUGUCUACCCCCUUUGGAUGUUUCACGAGGUUGGUCUAUCGUAUUGUACAUACAUCUUGGUUAUUGGAUAUACCCGCUCGUCGUUAUUUUGGCAUAGGCAACAACGCCACAGGAAGGGUCUAGCAUAGCAACAACAAACGCCC
Molecule: messenger RNA, 2980 nt
Organism: Phialemonium atrogriseum
Lineage: Eukaryota; Fungi; Ascomycota; Sordariomycetes; Cephalothecales; Cephalothecaceae
Product: glycosyl hydrolase family 92-domain-containing protein
Exons: 6
Coding region: 300-2834 (844 amino acids)
Biological process (GO): protein deglycosylation; glycoprotein catabolic process; protein quality control for misfolded or incompletely synthesized proteins
Cellular component (GO): nucleus; cytosol
Molecular function (GO): carbohydrate binding; peptide-N4-(N-acetyl-beta-glucosaminyl)asparagine amidase activity
Source: RefSeq, a predicted model, not a curated record